GACCCUCUAGAUUUGCCGUAAAAUUGUUGCCUUGUGGGUAGUAGCCUUUAUAGGCUUAAUAAAACAUCGGAGCUGUUAGCCAUAGCAAUCUUGCUAACAGCCAAAGGUGAAAGAAGUCCAGUGGGAUGAUAUAUUUGUCUUGAACUUGUGCAAUGGAGGGCAGUGCAGAUUCUGGGACUCCCCCCACCCACAUUGCUUUUUCUGGGCCUGCCUCAGAGCCGGAGCUGUCCUGGUCUAGCUCUCACAGCCAAACUGAAAGUGAAGGAACCAUCUUGCUUCAGCUGCUGGAAUUUAAAACCCACCUGCUGGAGGUUGUAGAGGAGCUGCACAUUCGAAGGGACGCAGAGGCACGAUUUGAAGAUCAGACCAGUAAGCUAGUGUUGGAGAAACAGGAACUGGAGUGGGAGAAGGAGUCACUGCAACAUCAAAAUGAAACAGUCACAAAGCAGCACGCAGAGUUGCUCACUGCCGCUAAGAAGGAGUUUCAGGCCAAAUUGCGACACAUCGAAGAGGAGAAGGGGAAACACCAGGCCAAUGCUGAGUUAAAAGAAAAGGAGAUUAACAACCUAAAGGAAGAACUAAAGUCACUUCAGGUAAAGUUGCUGAAAUACAACUUAGAGAAGAAAUCAAGUGAGCUGGAACAGAAACUAGCUUUGCAGAGUCGGACAAAGGACAGCCACCUGAAUCAGCUGGGGGAGGUAGAGAAGAGAUUCAGCGCUCUUUCCAAACAAUGCGCCAUGGUCAAGAAGGCUCACGAGCAGCUGCAGCAAAAUGCUGAUGAGGCCAUGAGGAUAAACCGAAAACUGACGUUUGCCAACCAAAAACAAGAGGCAACGAUUAUGUCUCUGAAAAAGGAGCUGGACGAGGUCAAUAACAAGCUUAUUAAGGUCAAGAUGACAUCAGUCCGCUAUGAGAAGACCCACAGUCAAGCAGAGGGACAGCAGCAAGUGCAGGAGCUGCAGCAGAGGCUCAUCAUGGAAAAAGAUAUAAACAGAAAACUUGAGAAGGAAAAUUUAGCAGAAAGGGCAGAAAAGCAGGAGAUGCUGAGGUCUCUGCAGCGAACACAGGAGCUGCUGCUACGGCAAACACAGACAGUGAGAAGAGUAGAAAUGGAGCUAAAGACACAAACAGAGAGGUUCCAGGCCCUUCAGCACAAACACGAGGUGAUGCGUGAGCAAAGCAAGGCGAUGCAGGACAGGCUGGCCCAGCUGAGCGAGAGCUUCACGGCUUCCAAAAGCCGCUGGGACAAAGAGAAGGAUAUGUUUUUGGAUCAAAUCAAGAAUGAGCAGGAAGACCGACAAUCAGUAGAAAAAGCUCAUGAAGUCCUUCAGCAGAAACAUUCUGAACUCUCCAAAAAGGCUAAGUGUCUGGUUCAUCGCACAGACAAAGAGGAGCUGUUUUCAGCAGAAGUGGAAGGCAAAGGUGAAAUCCCUGUUGAGUGCAUCCACAGCUCUGAGCGGCCUGACUGCAGCCUGCAGGACCUCAUGUCCUCUCAAGCAAAUGAGGGGAAUCAGAAGGAGACAGAAGCUGCGUCUGCAGCUGAUGCCGGAACAACUACAGAAGAAAUGACAGAUAAACACCCGCAUUCACAACCAGCAACUACAAUAGACGACCGGCUCCUCCAAAGUGAUGACCCAGUACCGUCCAGAGAGACUAGGACAACAAACAGUAUCAUCAACAGCUUUGAAGCAGGAGAACAAAAUCCUAGUUCAAAUUUGAUUCCAAAUGAUCCGAGUGAUGCUGCUGCUCUCCAGAGCAAUGUUAACAUUCAGACUGCAUCAAGUCGGAAGUGUGAGAGUCCAGAUAAAUUAGCACAUUUACAGACAAAUGAAGAACAUGACAAAGAAUUGGAAGAAAAUGAAGAAAAACCCAACAAACAGGAAGGCUGUAGCUUAGAUCAUCAGGACGGGGAAGACAUUCGUGAUGAAGAUGUGAAGAAUGAAAGUGGUGUAGAAAAGAUAAGAGAUAAAGAGGCAAUAGAACCACAGGGGCACAGAAAUUUAGAAACACAAGGAAAUGAUCAACCAGAUGGAGACACAAUGAAUGAAGUGGAAUGGAGAGGACAGACGGCCCAGCAUGCACCAGACCAAAAGAUGGUAGCUCAGGCCGGUACAGAUGUGACUGAGGACACGGUCCCUCUGCAGGUCAAUGAGCCAAUGGCUGAAGAGCCGCCUCGCUGUGAGCUCUCAGAGGCUCCCUCUCAGAAAGUCACUGACAAUGAUUUUUGUCAUUUUAAUGAGGAGCACCAGGCUGAUCCGGAAGACGGUCUUCUUAGCUCAGAGGAGCCUCAGCCUCUGGGCCACGAUGCCGUCCAAACUUCAUGUGAGAAUUCUCCGUCACUUCACAAUCAGUCGGUUUGCCAGGAGUCUGACCAGCCUGCGAAUGAAAAUCCACAGAGGAAAGCAACAGAUUUUCCUACCGAAUGUCAGGACAUUUCAACGUACUCACAUCUAAAUGUCACACCGUUAUCGGCUCACUUUCCCAUUGAAACGAGGCGAACGGAAGCUGGAGAUUUUUCAGACACUGAUUCCAUCGUGAAACACGUCGACGAAGCUCAAGUGCAUCAGAAGUCUGAAUCUGUCAAAAUAAACCCAUCUAAAGCUGAACUUCAAAGCCCGUCUGAGGAUGCCGAUCAGAGGAAAGGACAUUUCAAUGUGAAGGCAUGUGAAAACAGCACCUGUACAACUGUAAGCACAUCCGUUAGAACAUGCUGGUUAACAGAGGAGGCCGCGUACCACGACCCUGAAGCACAAACUGGACGAUAUGAAAAGCAAAUGUCAAACGACACACCCAAAGACGCAGCGGAAAAAGAAACUCACCCAAAGGUUUCCAUCCAUUCCAGUCACGAGAGCAACAACUCACUGAAGAUCAGUGAAUCUUCUGUGGCCGGCAUGAAGAAUUACAAUUCUUUAUUUGACUGGAACAAAGCUCGGAUUAAAACGUUGGGCUCUCGAGAAAAGCCAGAUCUACAUCACUUGAGACAGGGAGGCUUUUUUUCUGGACUAAAUUCCGUCGGAUCUGACGAGAUUCAGGCACGUCAGCCUGUCUCAGCAUCCCUGUUUAUCAAAAACAGGCAAAGCAAAGUUCCCCUGGUGAUGAUGAGAGCGUCAGACCUGCUCAGUGCCUCCAGUGGCUCUGCAGACGCAGCUACCUCCAGGAAACGACAUGAAAGAGAGUGGGAAGCAAAAGGAAGGAUUUGCAGUGAAUCCCCAGCAGGAGAAACUAAGAGUACAGCUUCCAUCAGCCGUCUCCAAGAUGUUUCUGGAAGUGUUGGCAAACUCCCACUGCAAAACGUACCAGAGUGUAGCAGAGCUUCCACCUCAGCUUCAGGCCUGAUUUCAGGACCAAAGUCGAACCCGUCCUUCUCUCUGGAGAUGGAGAACCAGCAGACAUUGUUUCGGGAACAGGUCUCCAAGAUUGAACGAUUCCUCAACGCAGAAAGACUCCGAACAUCUAAAAGACAACGAACCGACAACUGACCCAUCGUUGCUCGUACUCUUUAGUAGCUAAAAAUGUCGGCAACGUUUGGGAAGGUUUUAGUUUAACUGUUUAGUUCUGACUCACAUUUUAUUCUUGAAUUCUAUUUCUUAUUUGUGCCUCAGGUUCUAGUUUCUAAAAAUCUUUGUAUAUGUUUAAAAGCAAGUUCGUUUUUUGUGGCAGAGUUUUCUAUAUGUCAGCUGAAAUAGAAAAUGCUUGUUCUUAUAGUAUAAAUGGUUAAUGUGAUUUCAUUGUUAAAUUAGAUGCAAAAAGUGUCAAAUCCACUCACACCAUAAGUUCAUAUCAAACUCUGAGUUCUGUAAAUUGUUUCCCAGAUAUUUACUAAGAAUACUGCAAGAAAAAUCUGUUUUCAGUUGUGAGUUUGACUUUAAAACUGAAGUUUACAAUUACUAAUUAUUUAUAGCUGAGUUAUUGCAAUGAAAUACUAGUUUACAUGUCAUUUCUCGGCAUACAGCAGAUUAAACAGCUCACUGUGAUUACAUACAAAGGCCAGGAACAAUUAACACCCUAAUUAAAGCACUAAUUGUGUCUCAGAGGGGCGCUAACUGUGGAGGCACCUUUGGUCUGCGCGGUGUUGUGUUCAUACAGCUGCUGCUGUCAGAAAGGCAGACAUUUGUGUUUAAACCACAACCGGUUUAACACUAAUUAACUAUAAUUUAGAGAAAGAACAAUUAACAGUAAACAUUCAGCCUAAUUUACAGAAAUCAAUUAGUGAACAUUAAUUAACACACUUUAACAGCCCUCUCAUUGACUUUAUGUCCCCUGAGUGGAACAUAAAGAUUAUGCAGCAGCUCGCCGUACACCUGGAUUACUUUGAUAUUUACCGUUUGGAGGUUUCUGUACACUUUUAUGCAUUCAUUCACUAAAUCAUCUCAAUUUUAGAUGAAUGCUAGUGAAUUCUAAAUGGAUAAAGUAAGAAUAAAUCAAUACAGUUGCUACAAAACCAUAAUAAAGUUAUUUAAACUUAACAAAAAACGUAUUACAAUCAUAUUUAUUCUUCACACUAUAAUAACUCAUUCUAUCAUUAUUACAUCUCAUACAUACUCUUCUGAUUGCAGCUCAUGCUUAGCAACUUAAAUACAUAUAUGGAAAAUACCUUACAGAUAAGUUAGGAAAUGUUUGUCCUUGUCAACGACAGUGAAGCUGCAGCAUGAGGGAGUAAAAGCGGAGUAUUUCUUCAGUUAUAUUACAGUAAAGUAAAAUUUAGUUUUAAUAAACGAAUUACUAUAUUUGUCUAAAUAUUCAAAUAAUAGUGUCAUAAUUAGGUCAACCAAACUCAACACUAUAGGUGUAGAAACAUUUCACUUUGAUAGCGUUAAAAGAAAUUUAGGAGUUUGGGACACUAGGAUCCAAAGCUACUGGAUUUUAAAAAAGGACACCAACAAUAGAAUAAAAUUCAGCUUAAAAACCAGAGCAUCUACAGUGGACCCUGUUAGCCUGAUGAGACAAAAACUCCACCCCCUUUCUUAGUUUGAGCUUUCACAAAAAUCCUCUUCUAAUUUUAAGGACGCAGACUUUAAUGGCAGCACAGGCUCUGCGUUUGAUCCAUCUUACUACACUUACUGAUAAUGAAUAUGCUCGAAUGUUAAUGUCCUCAUAAAGAAAUCCGGAGCAGUUGAUGACUUAGACCAUUGCUGCUGACCCUUAUCCUCUCCAGGAGGAGGGGAGGAGAGGUGGAGGAGGUGCGAAAUAUAGUGGAGUUAAUUUUACUACACUUGUGCACACAAACACAUACAGGUUCUGUAUUUUCGCAGUUUCGGUUUCUCCUCUGGCUUUAUUGCCAACACCCACACACUCCCCUCAUAUAAAGUGUUGGCUCUUUGAAACAGCCAAUUACCCUCCAGCUGGGGAGGAUACCUGCUUUUAAUUACUGCUCAUGGUUUUAUAUGGAGAGUAAAUAAAGAGAUCGCUGACAUUCACAUUCCAUCGAUGCGUCUCCAGGAGCUACUGCAGUGUUUAGGUUUUAUUCCACUUUUAAUCCUUCAUAGAUAGCAAAACCAUUUUGCCUCGUCAUUGAAAAAAAAAUAGUAUAAAUACUGAAAUUGGUUUUAGUUGAAGUCCUCUCAGGUAUACUCUGAGGUGUUUCCUGCUUUUCCUUCAGUUUAAUUCUGUUGAAAUAAUAUCUUGAACAUUUGUCAUAUUUUUUGGACUAUAAGUCGCUCCAGAGUAUAGGACUCAAAACAAAGCA
Molecule: messenger RNA, 5686 nt
Organism: Oryzias latipes (Japanese medaka)
Lineage: Eukaryota; Metazoa; Chordata; Actinopteri; Beloniformes; Adrianichthyidae
Gene: ccdc73
Product: coiled-coil domain containing 73
Source: RefSeq, a predicted model, not a curated record